CUUUCCCUUCUUCAUCUCUAAUGCACGAUUUAUGAGAUUGGACGAGUUCUCCCUAGGGUUUUCUUUCUUCAUCGAAUAUGCAUGCGUGAGUCUUCAAUUCGUCUGAAGAUCUCGCUGCUCGCUUGCUCACUUCUCACAUGGAAACGCUCACUCUCGCACAUACUCACGCUCGGUCGCUCAGAGAUGUCGUUUCCUUCUGAAAUUUUGGCCUCAAAGGAUCUUUGCUUGCUCAAGGGUCGAAGCGAACAGAGAGUUGAAGGCAUUGAACAGAAGAAAACCCUUAAAAGGAGGAGUUAUCCCAGCCCUUUGAUUCCAUCAAUUUCACCACCUUGCAUCCAACGGCUGCGCAACUCCCCCUCUGAUUUCAUUUCUCCUACAUGCAGGUGAUUCUGGCAAUGUGUAUGUGAAAGAGAAGCCUUCGAUGCAGUUGGCGAAGGAGGACGGCCAAGAAACAUGGAUGGCUUUCAUGGGCGCGAUGAUGGUGGGAUGGAUAUGGGGGAUCCGACCCACCAUCAGCAUCCCAUGCAAGCGCAGUACCGGCAUCAUCGUGGGUCGCAGGUGCAACAGCGUUUGAGCAAUGGGAAUGAUGUGAAUGGUGAUGGUGAUCCUGAUGAUAGUGGCGGCGGCGGCGGCGGCGGGGAGGGCGUUGAAGGGGAUGUCCCUUCUGACGCCGGAAACGAUUCGGACAAUCGUGGGUCUUUGUUGGAUCAUGGAGGAGGUGAUGAUGGGGACCAGCUCACUCUUUCUUUUCAAGGUCAAGUUUAUGUCUUUGACUCUGUUUCGCCCCAAAAGGUACAAGCAGUGCUGCUAUUACUUGGGGCAAGAGAAGUGACACCUAAUCCAUCUGCUAUCCCAGUAGCCACCAACCAAAAUCAGGAUCUUACGGAUACUCCUCAAAGGUUGAAUGUCCCACAGAGGCUGGCUUCACUGAUCCGAUUUCGUGAAAAGAGAAAAGAACGAAAUUUUGACAAGAAAAUUCGCUAUGCAGUCCGUAAAGAGGUGGCACUUAGGAUGCAAAGAAACAAGGGUCAGUUUUCAUCUUCAAAAUCCAACAACGAUGAAUCUUCUUUAGCUGUGACAACAUGGGAAUCAAACCAGAGUUGGGAACCUGAGAGUAACGGAUCCCAGCAUCAAAAGAUCCUAUGUCAUCACUGUGGGAUUAGUGAGAAAUCUACUCCAAUGAUGCGACGUGGCCCUGAAGGACCGAGGACCCUUUGCAAUGCGUGUGGAUUGAUGUGGGCAAACAAGGGAACUUUAAGGGAUCUUUCGAAGGCAGCUCACCCAGGUGGACAAGUUUCUUCCUUAAACAGGAACGAGAUGCAGAGCGCAAACCCGGGGGAUGAUUAAAUGGUCCGUAGAAUCACAGAAAAUGCUAGUGAUUCAUCAUGACUACAGUCCUUGGCUCGACCCAGCAACAAGAUAUCGAUGUCAGACAUUUUGAGGGAGCACACUAGGAGGUCUGUUAGAGACUUCCUUUAGAUGAUGACAUACUCAGUUUACUGCAUAGGAUGUCCUUUCUGGCUUUCCAGAUGGAUGCAGGUCUUUGAAAAUUUCCUUAUAUGCUGGCCAAGCGACUGCUGGGUUUUGGGAUGGCUUUCCUGUUGUUAGGUUACAGAGGAACUGCAAUUUUCCGGCGUUUUGUAUAUCUUGACCUAAACUGCGUAUAAAUAAGCGCGAUAGUUCUUUGCAGUCUUCUCUAGAUUUUCAUUAAUCGAAAGAGCCCUUCAUGUUAA
Molecule: messenger RNA, 1733 nt
Organism: Syzygium oleosum
Lineage: Eukaryota; Viridiplantae; Streptophyta; Magnoliopsida; Myrtales; Myrtaceae
Product: GATA transcription factor 28
Exons: 9
Coding region: 454-1347 (297 amino acids)
Biological process (GO): regulation of DNA-templated transcription
Molecular function (GO): zinc ion binding; protein binding; sequence-specific DNA binding
Source: RefSeq, a predicted model, not a curated record